Messenger RNA from Umbelopsis ramanniana AG, 1154 nucleotides. RefSeq lists its product as uncharacterized. The record is from RefSeq and is a predicted model, not a curated record. Gene Ontology annotation, biological process: tRNA modification. Gene Ontology annotation, molecular function: RNA binding. The transcript has 6 exons. Lineage: Eukaryota; Fungi; Mucoromycota; Umbelopsidomycetes; Umbelopsidales; Umbelopsidaceae. Bases 11 to 973 code for a protein of 320 amino acids.
UGCGAACACUAUGGGCAGCCAACAUAAAAGAAAGCUCUCUGUGGAUGACAGCAUCGUUCAAUCAACAAAGGAUAAAAAAAUCAAUAGCGAUCAAUCCACGCCUAUUUCUCCUUUGAAGGAACAAACCCCUACUGUUGUUCAUAACGAGCAAGAGGUAGAUGUCAAGCAGAAAAAGAACACUACUCCCAUUCAUAGAGGCAAAUUCAAAUCAAGAUGGCUAAGCAAGCAUUCAAGUCUUUUGAAGAGGUCAAGAAAUGCACAAGGAUUAUUGAUAUCUUGCGUAGUUGGAAGCGAAACGAGGGCACUGGGACAAGCACAACAAUUUCUUUUGGAAUAUAUUGCUAAGCUCUUUCCAAAUCGGCAAUCUACGUGGGAGCGGCUUGAAGAUGAUUUGGAUGUAGACGAGUCAUUCAUUGAUGAGAGCAACAGUGGCGACGAACAGGCAAAAAAAGAAAAAGGUGGUGACGAAGAAGGGAAGAAGGAUAAAAUGCUCGAAGCUGUCGAUAGUGGAUGCUCAGGGCUACUUUUCUUACGAUUUCGUGUCGAUGUUACGCCAACACAUUUUAUUCGAAAACUGAUUGAGCACUUGCUUAGCCUAUCCUCAGAAGAUCGAGAAAAGGUGAUUUCGAAAACAAGUUAUUGCAGUCGAUGGAUUCCAGUGGACUAUAUUUGCAAUAGCUUUGAGGAAGAUAUAUCGAAAACGUUUGAACAAGUCAAAAGUGAUUACUUUGUCAAUGAAGGCACCUUGCAUUCAAAGAUCGCAAUAGUAAGCGAGAUUCGGAACAAUGAACGACUAAAGAGGCAGGACAUCAUAAAAUGCAUUGCACCUUCUCUUCCUCCGACUUUGACGGUCGAUUUGAAGUCGCCUGACAUAGUGAUUUUUGUUUCCAUCUUCAAAUCAGUCUGCAGUAUGAGCAUACUGCCAAAGUAUUAUGAACUCAAAAAGUACAACAUACCAUCAAUAUGCAAAUAGAUUCAUUGGUCAGUAAUGGCUGUGACACCAUCACAAGAUGGAAUAGAAAAUGAUAUUACAAAGAAAAAAGCAAAAUAAAGCAGCAAGAGUUGUUAAAUAUGGAUUUAUGUACAACCAGCGUCAGCUAUUAGAACACUGGAUAUCUAAUUGAAGAAACGAAGAAGGAAUGGCGAGCGAAAUU